AUGGCGGAUUUUAAAAAUAGUGAUUCAUGUGAAGAAAUAAUGCCGAAAAAAACUGACCCGGAAAACAAACCGAACUUACAAGAUGAGGACAGCGAAAGCGCCGAAGAACAACCUCUCGAUAUCGGCGAACAUUAUUUAUGCAGACGUUCCGACGAUACCUGGCAUCCCGCAGAAAUUAUACAAUCGCGAUAUAACGACUUGGAGCGCCAGUACGAAUACUAUGUACAUUACGAGGGCUACAACAGAAGACUGGACGAAUGGGUUCCAAGAGGUCGAAUAAUGUCGUCCAGGUUUAACCUGACGGAAUGCGGCCAAAAGGCCCCGUUCGACGUGAAAGUAUGGAGAGACCGGCCCGUCAUAACGAACCUGCUAUCGGAUAACUCCGACAGGAAGAUAACUCGCAACCAGAAGAGGCGACAUGAUGAAAUCAACCACAUACAAAAAACGUACGCAGAAAUGGAUCCCACAACAGCAGCUUUGGAGAAAGAACACGAGCAAAUCACGAAAGUUAAAUACAUCGAUCGAAUACAGAUCGGUCGAUUCGAAAUCGACACUUGGUAUUUCAGCCCUUUCCCCGAGGACUACGGCAGACAAAGCAAACUGUGGAUAUGCGAAUAUUGUUUGAAAUACAUGCGAUUAGAGAAGAGCUACAAAUAUCACAUGAGCGAAUGUACUCAAAGGCAACCGGUUGGUAAAGAAAUAUACAGAAAAGGAACCUUAUCAGUAUAUGAAGUGGAUGGUAAAGACUACAAAGUGUACUGUCAAAAUUUGUGUUUGCUGGCCAAAUUAUUCCUCGAUCACAAAACGUUGUAUUUCGAUGUCGAACCGUUUCUGUUCUACAUAUUGUGCGAAGUAGACAAACAGGGAGCCCACAUUGUCGGGUACUUCUCGAAGGAAAAAGAAUCUCCAGAUGGCAAUAACGUGGCCUGCAUACUAACUUUACCGCCCUACCAACGCCAGGGUUACGGCAAAUUGUUGAUAGCUUUCAGUUACGAAUUAUCCAGACUAGAGGGCGCCGUCGGUAGCCCCGAACAGCCGCUCAGCGAUUUGGGGAAGCUCAGCUACAGGAGCUACUGGAGUUGGGUGUUGCUCGAGAUACUCAGAGAUUUCAGAGGGACGCUGUCGAUAAAAGAUUUAAGUCAAAUGACGAGCAUCAGUCAAACGGACAUAAUUUCGACGUUGCAAAGCAUGAAUAUGGUGAAAUAUUGGAAAGGGCAACACGUUAUAUGCGUUACACCGAAACUGGUCGAUGAACACAUCAAAUCCAGCCAGUAUAAAAGGCCACGAUUGUGCGUCGAUAGCAGCGCCCUCAGGUGGACGCCGAGGCGACAUCUCAAUAACAAUAAGCUGGGGAAAAAGUGA
This is a messenger RNA of Phyllotreta striolata, 1362 nucleotides long. The record is from the annotation of a GenBank genome assembly. NCBI's taxonomy places the organism in Eukaryota, Metazoa, Arthropoda, Insecta, Coleoptera, Chrysomelidae.